CAAUGUCAUUGGUGCAGUGGACUGCACACACAUAAGGAUAAAAGCCCCCUCAGGUGCCCAUGAGGCCGAUUUUGUGAAUAGGAAAUCCUUUCACAGCAUUAAUGUACAGAUGGUCUGCAAUGCUGACUGUGUGAUCAGCAAUGUUGUGGCAAAAUGGCCUGGCUCAGUCCAUGACUCCAGAAUCUUUCGGGCCUCUGAAAUCUAUCAGUGCCUAUCGCAAGGUGGCUGCCAGCCUUUUCUCCUGACACCUUUCACAGACCCCCAGGAAGCACAGCAGGCCUACAACCAUGCCCAUGCCAGGACCAGGGCCAGAGUUGAAAUGACCUUUGGCCUCCUGAAGGCACGCUUUUACUGCCUUCACAAAUUAAGGGUCAGCCCUGUUAGGGCAUGUGAUAUUACUGUGGCUUGUGCUGUCCUCCACAAUGUGGCCUGCCUGAGGAAGGAGAGGGCCCCCAGAGUGCCACCAGCCAUGGACUGGGACAAUCCGGCAAUCUUCCCUGAUGACGACAGUGGUCGGCUGCUGAGGGACCAAUAUGUGUUGAAUUAUUUUAGUUAGUAUGUGUGCUUUCAAUUUUGGUUAAAUAUGUCCUGCGGUGGCAGAGGAAUUUGUUUUUUUUUUUGGGUUCGUUUUUUUACGAAUUUGGCCUCUUAUGAUGUUUGUGCGGUAUACUGUGUGUAAUACAAGGCUGCAGGGAGGCUACUGCAUCCAUUCAUUUGUCUGUUCAGUUGAUGUGUAUGGAUUUGUCCUGCAUUUAUUUUAGUGUGCAGACAUGCAGGGUUUGUUAUAUACAGACCUUUGAAUGUGUAUGUAUCAUUUUGUAUAAUAUGCUUGGAUUCUGUGCUUUCCAUCUUGUAGAGUCACUGUGACUUCAGUUUCGAAAGGAGCUGAUGGUUUACCUGCUUUGUUUUGUCCUUAUUCAAUAAAGGAACAUAAUGUUACACAUUGUGUUUUUAUAUUCAUAUGGAAUGUGUAUUUGUUUAUAUGACAGAGUACUAGGGCCACACUGAAGAAAAAGGAUAAAGUCAUAAAUUUAUGAGGCUGGUUCUUUCUGCAGAAAAGCUACAUAUUGUUUUGAUACUUAUGACAAUGUGAUACUUAAUAUUCUGGCACAUCAGCAUGUCUUUGUUUAUGAAACCAUACUGAAGUACAAUUUCACGAAAUGCCCCACAUCUGUCAUUUUAACAACUGUCCUCCUUUAAAACAACUGGUUACAAUAUUAUUACUUGUGUUUUUUUCCCCUCUGUGGCCCUAAUAUUCUAUCAUUUUAUAUAUAGCCUUAUAGUCUAUGGGAAACUAAAUUAUCUAAUGAUAGCAACAUCAUCUAAAAAUUAUUUUUUAUCCAAAAUCAUUGAAAUUAAUGAUCACAAACGUUUAAAUAAUGACAGUGGGUCUAGUUAUAUGUGAUAACAAUGUAUAGUGAGCAGUGAAAUAACUAUUGGUUUCCAUUUGUGGUGACUGCUGACUGACAUUAGGGAUGAGAUUAAAUAGAUCCUGGAAUUUAGCCUGGUCUGGAGCAGGCUAGCUCCACAGAAUAAAUCUCCAUGGUAAUUUAUACCAUAACAUAUCCUCCUGCCCCCUAUCCAUCUUUAGUGCAACCGGAUUACGGAUCAAUUGAGCCAGGAUCACCAAGAUAUCCUGGCUUAAUCCCUUAUCCUAGUUUUGUGCAACAGG
Messenger RNA from Salvelinus fontinalis (brook trout), 1672 nucleotides. Its product is annotated as putative nuclease HARBI1. The transcript has 3 exons. The record is from RefSeq and is a predicted model, not a curated record. Lineage: Eukaryota; Metazoa; Chordata; Actinopteri; Salmoniformes; Salmonidae. The coding region runs from base 110 to 556 and encodes 148 amino acids.